UUGCAGGGACCUGCAGUAUUUCUUUGAGAGAUUCACGGUGGCUUAUGGGACGCUGGCUUCGGACCCUCUGCUAUACACCAUGCUGCGUGGGAUGGCCGUGAUUCAGAGAAGAAAGAGGCCCCAGGUCACUCUCGCCUGCCUCCUUUUAGCCACAGCAGGCUGCUUUGCAGACUUGAGUGUGGUCCCACAGGUCACCGUCCUGCCUACGUCCACCGUCCAGAAGCUAGGAGGAACUGUGAUCCUGGGCUGUGUGGUGGAGCCCCCGUGGAUGAACAUCACCUGGCGUCUGAACGGGAAGGAGCUGGAUGGCUCAGAUGAUGUUCUGGACAUCCUCAUCACCCGAGGGACUCUCGUCAUUCCAGCCCUCAACAACCACACCGUGGGUCGGUACCAAUGUGUGGCCCGGAUGCCUGCAGGGGCAGUGGCAAGCGUGCCAGCCACCGUGACACUAGCCAACCUCCAGGACUUCAAGCUGGACGUGCAGCAUGUGAUUGAAGUAGAUGAAGGGAACACAGCAGUCAUUGCCUGCCACCUCCCAGAGAGCCAUCCGAAGGCCCAGGUCCGAUACAGUGUCAAACAGGAGUGGCUGGAGGCCUCUCGAGAUAACUACCUGAUCAUGCCAUCGGGGAACCUCCAGAUUGUGAAUGCCAGCCAGGAGGAUGAGGGCAUGUACAAGUGCGCAGCCUACAACCCGGUGACCCAGGAAGUGAAAACCUCUGGCUCCAGCGACAGGCUGCGAGUGCGCCGCUCCACCGCAGAGGCUGCCCGCAUCAUUUAUCCCCCGGAGGCCCAGACCAUCAUUGUCACCAAGGGGCAGAGUCUCAUCCUGGAGUGUGUGGCCAGUGGGAUCCCACCCCCGCAGGUCACUUGGGCCAAGGACGGGUCCAGUGUAGCUGGCUACAACAAAACACGCUUCCUGCUGAGCAACCUCCUCAUUGACACCACCAGUGAAGAGGACUCAGGGACCUACCGCUGUAUGGCCGACAAUGGGGUUGGGGAGCCUGGGGCAGCAGUCAUCCUCUACAACGUCCAGGUGUUUGAACCUCCCGAGGUCACCAUGGAGCUGUCCCAGCUGCUCAUCCCAUGGGGCCAGAGUGCCAAACUCAGUUGUGAGGUUCGCGGGAACCCUCCACCCUCUGUGCUGUGGCUAAGGAAUGCCAUACCCCUCACCCCCAGCCAUCGCCUCCGCCUGUCCCGCAGAGCCCUCCGCGUGGUCAGUGUGGGGCCCGAGGACGAAGGUGUCUACCAGUGCAUGGCCGAGAAUGAGGUUGGGAGUGCCCACGCUGUGGUCCAGCUGAGGACCGCCAGGCCAGGCACAACCCUAAAACCGUGGCGAGAUGCUAAGGCAGAAAUGGCCACACCUGCCGUGCCACUUUCCAGAGCCGGCAGCCCUGACCAGAUGCUGAGGGGGCACACGGGUCUCCCUGGGCCCUCAACAUCAGUGCAACCUGCUUCCCCACCAUGCCCGGGAGACAAGGGCCAGGUCGCUCCUGCUGAGGCCCCCAUCAUCCUGAGCUCACCUCGGACAUCCAAAACUGACUCGUAUGAGCUAGUGUGGCGGCCUCGGCAUGAGGGCGGUGGCCGGGCGCCCAUCCUCUACUAUGUGGUGAAACACCGAAAGGUUACAAAUACCUCUGAUGACUGGACCAUCUCCGGCAUCCCAGCCAGCCAGCACCGCCUGACUCUCAGCCGACUUGAUCCCGGGAGUCUGUAUGAAGUGGAGAUGGCUGCCUACAACUGUGCGGGCGAGGGCCAGACAGCCAUGGUCACCUUCCGAACUGGACGGCGUCCCAAACCUGAGAUUGUGGCCAGCAAGGAACAACAGAUCCAGAGAGAUGACCCCGGAGCCAGCCCCCAGAGUAGCAGCCAGCCGGACCACAGCCGCCUCUCUCCCCCAGAAGCUCCAGACAGGCCCACCAUCUCCAUGGCCUCUGAGACGUCCGUGUAUGUGACCUGGAUUCCUCGUGGGAAUGGUGGGUUCCCGAUCCAGUCCUUCCGUGUGGAGUACAAGAAGCUGAAGAAAGUGGGGGACUGGAUUCUGGAUACCAGUGCCAUCCCACCCUCCCGGCUCUCCGUGGAGAUCACAGGCCUAGAGAAAGGCACCUCCUACAAGUUCCGAGUCCGAGCCCUGAACAUGCUGGGAGAGAGCGAGCCCAGCGCCCCCUCCCGGCCAUAUAUGGUGUCAGGCUACAGCGGCCGCGUGUAUGAGAGGCCUGUGGCAGGCCCCUACAUCACCUUCACGGAUGCCGUUAAUGAGACUACCAUCAUGCUCAAGUGGAUGUAUAUUCCCGCAAGCAACAACAACACUCCGAUCCAUGGCUUUUAUAUCUACUAUCGACCCACAGACAGUGACAAUGAUAGUGACUAUAAAAAGGAUAUGGUGGAAGGGGAUAGGUACUGGCACUCCAUCAGCCACCUGCAGCCAGAAACCUCCUACGAUAUUAAGAUGCAGUGCUUCAAUGAAGGAGGGGAGAGUGAGUUCAGCAACGUGAUGAUCUGUGAAACCAAAGCUCGCAAGUCUUCUGGUCGUCUUCCACCACCGACACUGGCCCCACUGCAGCCGCCACCCCCUGAGACCAUAGAGCGGCCCAUGGGUACCGGGGCCAUGGUGGCCCGCUCCAGCGACUUGCCCUAUCUCAUCGUCGGUGUUGUCCUGGGCUCAAUCGUCCUCAUCAUCGUUGCCUUCAUCCCCUUCUGCUUGUGGAGGGCCUGGUCUAAACAAAAACACACUACAGACCUGGGUUUCCCUCGAAGUGCCCUUCUAUCUUCCUCCUGCCAAUACACCAUGGUGCCACUGGGAGGACUCCCAGGCCACCGAGACAACGGGCAGCCCUACCUCAGUGGCAUUAAUGGACGGGCCUGUGCCAAUGGGGUCCAUGUGAAUCGAAGCUGCCCUGCAGCUGCAGUGAGCUAUCCAGGACCGAAACCUCAGCAACACUGCCCAGGGGAGCUUCGGCAGCAGGAUGGCACCAAUAGCCUGCUGAGGCAGACCAUUCAUGGCAAUGGAUAUGACCCCCCGAGUCGCCAGAUUACCAGAGCUCCCAAGGCUGGCCAGGACGAGGGCGCAUUCCUAUACACUCUGCCUGAUGACUCAACUCACCAGCUCCUCCAGCCCCACCAGGACUGCUGCCACCUUCAGGAACCGCCUGUCGCCACCACGGGACAGUCCAGAACGGGGAGUACUGCCAAGAGUCCUGGGAUGGAGGCAGCGUGGGACCCUCCAUUUCACUCAGCUCCCCGAUGCUGCUUGGGCCUCAUACCGGUUGAAGAGGUGGACAGUCCUGGCUCCUGUCAAGGAGGUAGAGACUGGUGUCCUCAGCACCCCACAGGGGCCUACGUAGGACAGGAACUUGGGAUGCACCUCUCCCCUGGCCCACCAGUGCAUGUGUCCUUUGAGACGCCACCUCCUGCAAUUUAGACAGAAGCCAAUUUCCCAGAGAGACUAUAUAUAUUGUUUUUUU
Molecule: messenger RNA, 3461 nt
Organism: Chrysochloris asiatica (Cape golden mole)
Lineage: Eukaryota; Metazoa; Chordata; Mammalia; Afrosoricida; Chrysochloridae
Gene: BOC
Product: BOC cell adhesion associated, oncogene regulated
Exons: 18
Coding region: 80-3418 (1112 amino acids)
Biological process (GO): axon guidance; nervous system development; cell-cell adhesion
Cellular component (GO): axon; plasma membrane
Molecular function (GO): protein binding
Source: RefSeq, a predicted model, not a curated record